Molecule: messenger RNA, 3604 nt
Organism: Xiphophorus maculatus (southern platyfish)
Lineage: Eukaryota; Metazoa; Chordata; Actinopteri; Cyprinodontiformes; Poeciliidae
Product: probable nuclear hormone receptor HR38
Exons: 7
Coding region: 157-1932 (591 amino acids)
Biological process (GO): cellular response to corticotropin-releasing hormone stimulus; regulation of transcription by RNA polymerase II
Cellular component (GO): transcription regulator complex; nucleus
Molecular function (GO): zinc ion binding; RNA polymerase II cis-regulatory region sequence-specific DNA binding; nuclear glucocorticoid receptor binding
Source: RefSeq, a predicted model, not a curated record
UAGGAAGCCGACUGCUCUGACCCAGCGUGUGUGUGGCAGAGUGUGAGCCUGAAUGGGUGGGUGUGCCGACAGCAGCUGACAGAGGUGAUUUCAACUGUUUCUCCAGUUUUAAAAGAUAAAAACGCUUCAGAAUCCGGAUAAUCACAAAGAACAGCGAUGCCCUGUGUACAAGCCCAGUAUGCAUCUCUGCCCUAUGACAACUUCUUCAGCUCUGAGUUCUUAAAUCCUGACCUCAGUGCCAAACUGGCGAUGGAAAUCUCUGGCCAAAAGGACCAGCUGUCAUCAUCCUCACUGCCUAGCAUCAACACCUUGAUGGGAAAUGGUUACAUUGGGGAGUUUGAUGCUUACUCCUGCAAGGUUACCACUUCCCCUCCUGCCUCUGCAGCUUCUUACAACCAUGCUGCUGCAGCCGAAAGCCCUAGCCCACAGAUGCAGAACCAAGCCUUCAAGCUGGAUGAUCUUCAAGUGUAUGGCUGCUACCCAGGAUCCUUUUCUCUCAGCUGUCUUGAAGAAACACACUCAUCAUGUGGAUCUGAUUAUUAUGGAAGCCCCAUCUAUGGCACUGGUUCUCCUCCAACACCAGGCUUUCAGACUGAGUCUGCAGCUGUCUGGGAUUCCCCUUUCAGCCCCUUCCCUCCAGCCCUCCCCUCCUCUGUUGAGAAGGCCACCAUGGCGCAGCAGUUUUCAUUUUUUACCUUCAGCAAUGCACAGGAGCAGCACUCUCCUUUGGGUCAACAUCAGGAUCUACCAUCUUGUCAAGAAGAUGGCUUCUUUCAUCUCUCACAACAUCAGCAUGUCUCCCCACUUCACUGUCCCCCCCUGUCCCUGGACCAUGGACGGCUGGGAAGCCCGAGGGCACUGGAGGAGGCUAUGAUGUCUCAGAAAACCCCCAGCCUUGGAUCCAGUGAGGGUCGCUGUGCAGUGUGUGGCGACAACGCAUCCUGUCAGCACUAUGGAGUCCGAACCUGUGAGGGAUGCAAAGGUUUCUUCAAGCGAACUGUGCAGAAAAAUGCAAAGUAUGUGUGCCUCACCAAUAAAGACUGCCCGGUGGAUAAGAGGAGGAGAAACCGAUGCCAGUUCUGCCGUUUCCAGAAGUGUCUUGCUGUGGGAAUGGUCAAAGAAGUUGUUCGCACAGACAGCCUCAAAGGUCGCAGAGGUCGCCUACCUUCUAAACCUAAGACCACGGUUGAGGCUUUGUCAACAACUCCCAGUGUGAACAUCAUCGCUUCUCUCAUCAGGGCUCAUUUGGACUCUGACCCGGGCAUCGAAAAGCUCGACUACUCCAAGUACCAGGAGAGGUCAGACAGUCUGAAAGAAAAGGAGGACGCCGGUGACAUCCAGCAGUUCUACGACCUGCUGACCGGUGCCUUGGAUGUAAUAAGAAACUGGGCUCAAACCAUCCCGGGAUUCAUGGACUUCUGUGCAGAGGACCAGGAGCUUCUUCUUGAGUCUGCCUUUGUGGAGCUCUUCAUUCUUCGUGUUGCAUACAGGUCGAAGCCAGAGAAGAACAAGCUGAUCUUCUGCAACGGCCUGGUCCUCCACCGGCAGCAGUGCGCCAACAGUUUUGGCGGCUGGAUCGACUCCAUCAUGGAUUUUUCACAGAGUCUUCACCGCAUGAACUUAGACAACUCUCUGUUUGCCUGUCUUUCAGCAUUUGUCAUCAUCACUGAUCGCCAUGGCCUGAAGGAGCCCAAAAGAGUAGAGGACUUUCAGAGCAACCUCAUCAGCUGUUUAAGGGAACACAUGAGUGGAAUUGGAUCGGAAGUGACACGGACGCAACCCAACUACCUGUCCCGUCUGCUAGGCAAGCUCCCAGAGCUGAGGACUCUGUGCACUGAGGGCCGGCAGCGCAUCUUUUACUUGAAACUGGAAGACUUGGUUCCUCCUCCUCCGAUUGUGGAGAAAAUCUUUAUGGAUACACUUCCCUUUUAAAAUAAAAACUGUGAUGAGUGUGACAAACAGUACAAGCAAAGGAAGCGAGAUGGCAGCAUUAAGAAGAACGGUUGUCCACAUCAGACGCUGACUGGUGGGCUACCAGGCAUGACAUUCUCUAAGAGACCAUCAUUUUUUACUAUUGCAUUUUGAAAGUGAAUGUGAUAUGUUUCAUGGCACUAAAAGGGAUUGACAUCAGUGCCGAAACUAUAUCAGCAUAUUUUUAGUAUGAUUUCUGUGAUUUGUAAAUUUACUUUGUUGCUAAGGUAGAUGUGUUAGCGUUAUUGUGUUCUGCAGCUUUUAAGAUCUGAAUUUCUUAGAAGACGGCAAUGCGGUGCUCCAGCGUACUCAGAAACACUAAUUUCUUAAGAGACUGGUUCACGAUCCCACUCUGAAGCUAAAACUUUAGCUUUAGCACAGAUAUAUUUCCUUAUACAUUUUAUAAAUUAUAAUUCUAUUUGUGCUUUCUUGGAAGGUUUUGGACCAAAGUUUAGCAAAGUAUUUAUUUUGAUACAAUCAUAUAUGAACCUUCUCGCCUUAAGCUAAAUAAAAAGGUCUGUGCUGCCUUUUUGGAGCAGCUUGCUAAAGCAGAUACUGCUGGUAAACUCCUUUCACAGUGGCUGCAACAUGUUUGUGCUUUAACAGUGAAACUAGAUGAUGUUCAGGAUAUAAAUACAAAGUGCCUUUAUAAGCCUUUAACCUCUAACUAACAUAAUAUGCCCACAUUCACGAUAGACAUAAAAUAAGUGUACAACAUCCUUCACAGUUAUUGGCAUCUCAAGAGCUAUAGAAAAGCCUUAAAUUAAAUUAUUGUUACAGUUUGUGACCUCAAGAUACAUUUCUUUGUUAAACUUCUUUAAGAUUAACAUUCAUCUGUCUUGAUUUUCUUGGUUUCUUGUUUUUCCCAUUUUGAUUCAUUUGCCAAAAAAGAAUGAGUCCCUGUUACGUCACCAUAGAGAAACAUAAAUUCAUAAUUUAAUGCUAACUAAAUGUUUCUACACAUACUAAUUAAUUUGAAAAGCAUGAAUUGUAAAUUAAAAACACUUAAUUUCUGUUUUAGAACGGCCACUAGGCGUGCCAUUAAAUGUGGAGGGUUCAGUGUAUCAGAGCUCCUGUUGAUAUAAAGCGACCGAGUCAUGUGUUCAUUCUGCAAUGACACGGUUAUUGAGUGAUGAAACGUCUGAGAUAAUAUCAUCCAGUUCACAUUCUCUUGAGGUAAUGAAAGUUAAAAGUGCAACUCCAUCUGAGAUCAAAAUAGAUCCAAGCAGAUGUCCACGUCUUCUUGUCCCAACAAUAGAAUCCAAAUUGUCUUGGUACAUUUUACAUACACAUCAUGUUUAAUUACAUUUUAACAGCCUCAUCUUGUAUUUCAGUUUCGUACAUAUUGAAUGUAGUUCUUGACUUUUCUUUUAAUCUUGUGGACUCACAGGGAAAUGUGACGACAAGAUGAGCAGCUAUAAAGACUGAUGUUCAUGCAGAACGAACAGUUCUUCUCUUACGGUUUGGUUCUUGUUUGGGUGUGUGUGCUCAGUGGAAAUGUUGCCAUAGCGUUUGUUAGAAGGGGCAAAAAUCCCAAAAGUCAGUCAUUGUCAUUUCUUUUUAAAUAAUUGCUCAAGAGAUUAUAUUUUGUGCGUCAUGUUGAUAAAAAAGUUUUUAACCUUGUGAAUAUGUA